AUGAGCCAUUGGUCCAAAGAAGACAGUGAGGGCCCGCGACAUGGCAUAAGAGUACGCAAUCCACUGGGUUCUCUGAAGCUUCUUUUACGGAAGGACAAUACUGUCUUGGUUCUGGCCUGGGGGCUCGUUUAUACUAUAUACGCGUGUAAUAUUGCUACCUCGGCGACACUUCUCAUUGACAUAUAUGGCUUAUCUGAGUGGCAAGCCGGGCUCAGUUACUUGCCAUUUGCUCUAGGUGGGACGUCCUCGACAUUCUUCUCUGGAUGGCUGCUGGACAGGACAUACAGGAUCGCCCGCACCAAGCGUGGUCUGUCAACCGACAAGGUGCGAGGAGAUGAUCUGGAUAGUUUUCCCAUUGAGAAAGCCCGACUGAAUGUCAUGUGGGCACCCACGGCUGUGAUCGCUCUUUGUGUCGUAAGCUACGGCUGGGCUCUUCAACACAGGCAGCAUCUUGCCGCCCCACUGACGCUGCAGUUCAUCGUGGGUCUGGCUCUCCAGCUCAACUUUACUGCUUUUAACACAUUACUUGUGGAUAUCAAUCACCGAAAGCCCUCAGCGGCCAACGCUUCCACAAGUGUGGUACGGUGCGCCUUCGCUGCCCUGGCAGUCGCAUACAUAGAGGACUUGAUCCAAGCCAUUGGCGUCGCUUGGACGUUCACAUCACUUGGAUUUCUCUGUUCUUUAGUUCUUGGUCUGCUGCCUGUAGAAUACAGCAAAGGUAUGUCGUGGAGACAAAGUGCACACAAUACCAACACUGCUUAG
Messenger RNA from Pseudomassariella vexata, 762 nucleotides. Its product is annotated as major facilitator superfamily domain-containing protein. The transcript has 3 exons. Gene Ontology annotation, molecular function: transmembrane transporter activity. Gene Ontology annotation, biological process: transmembrane transport. The coding region runs from base 1 to 762 and encodes 253 amino acids. Lineage: Eukaryota; Fungi; Ascomycota; Sordariomycetes; Amphisphaeriales; Pseudomassariaceae. The record is from RefSeq and is a predicted model, not a curated record.